Molecule: messenger RNA, 2288 nt
Organism: Monopterus albus (swamp eel)
Lineage: Eukaryota; Metazoa; Chordata; Actinopteri; Synbranchiformes; Synbranchidae
Gene: s100pbp
Product: askopos
Exons: 6
Coding region: 135-1601 (488 amino acids)
Molecular function (GO): calcium-dependent protein binding
Source: RefSeq, a predicted model, not a curated record
AAGAAGACGCAGGUAGACGACGAGGCCAGUUGAUCUUCCGCGUGCUUGUAGUUGCAUCAAGUGCCUUUGCGCGUGGCCGAGAGACCGAUGGGCGGCAGUUAGCGCUGUUAGUUUGCUGAUUUUCAAGAAGAGUCAUGGAAGAAAAAUCCCUCUCAAAGAACGCACCUUUGGAUAGGCUCAGUGCAGCCAAAGGUGAUCAUUUAAAUCCUCGUUCAUUCUCCGUCAUCCGUUCUCAUUCAAGGACGAUAACUUGUGACCAAAACUCCAGUCUGCAUCACCUGAGAAAAUCUUCCAAUCAGCUCAUUAAUUUUAAAAUUGAGAUAGUGAACAACCGUGUGAAAAAAAGGAAAGUAGAUGAUUCCAGUCCCGACAAAUGUUAUGAGACUCCAGCAAAGAGGUCCUUUAGUCCAGAGACUUUGUCCCCAGACCUCGGGUGUUUUGUGGAUUAUUGCAGCUCCCCUACAAGAGAGGACUCAGUGUCACCUUUUGCCAUCUCUAAGCUUGCACUUUUAGAUAAGACAGGGGGGAAAAAAGGGACUCGACCCCACAGUUUAAAGCGUAAGGAGAUGCUCUUAAAUCCUGUGCCUCCUUUUGACUGCGCUGUUGAAGGUAUGUUUUGCCUCAAUCCGGUUGGCACUUGCACUUCUCACAACGUUGACAACUGUAAAGGUCCAAGUAGCAACACACUUCAAAAUGAGACCUUGGCACACAGACAACAGCUGGAAAAAGGCAAUGCGGUAGUGGAUGAAGGACAAGAGCAGCUGAAGAAGGAAAUCAAUCUGAAUGAUGAGGAAGAGGAUCAAGGUUAUUUUUCCAUGUCCUAUGUUAAAGAUCCUAAAGUGGAAAACAGCCCCCCUCCGCUGCCUACAACUACCUAUAACUCCCUGCUUACGUCUGGUGAGACCCCACAGAAUGAGCACUAUUUUGGCAGCUCAUCAGAGCAAGCUGGACAGCACAGUUCCUUAACAGUUAAAGAUGUGGAUCCUAGUCUCAGUGUGCCAGUGUUGGAGUCUGUAGAGUUUUUUGAAGAUUAUGUUGAAGAGUGGAGUACUGGCCUCCCCAUUUCUCAAUUGUCAAGUCACAGUAUCACAGUGAAUAGUGAUAAUGAUAAUGGUGCAGGAGACACCACACUGGACAGCAGUUUUGAAACUACACUACCUCUUCAAGUACAGGUAAAAUCCCUCGUGGUGGUUCCCAGCCAGGCAGCCACCAGCAAUGGAACAGCAGCACAUGAGACUGCAGUUUUCCAGGGUCACCAAUAUGCCAGGCAGGCCAGGAGUCAAAGGCCCACAGUCUUUGGUAGGGAGGAGGAGUGGGAACAGAAGAAACAGCUUUAUGUCCAUUCGGUCAGCAGGCACAUGAAUGAAAAUAGAGAGAGAAGUCAAGGUGUCAUGAAUGAGCUUCUGAACCUGAUGAACGAUGUGGCUUCUGAUGGCAGACAGUGGCAGCAUCCCAUAGACCUCACUUGCAGGAACUACCAAAGACGCUUUGAAAAACAUCCACCACAAAUGACCCUUCAUGAAUGGCAGGCUAAGAAUCGUACUGCACACAAGCGCUUUGCCCAUGUCCCCAAAAGUUUUGAAAGGAGUCAGUUUCCCUAAAUAAGUAUUUGUGAUGUAGUGUCCAUAUAAAAGUAUUGCAGUUAAAUUAAUAUGCUGAACUCAGUCCUAAACAAUCUGCAGUGUUUUUUUUGUUGCUCAAUUUGUGGUGUGUUUGUGGCUUGUGAUUUUCACUGUUAAUGUUUUUCUUUAAACUGCAUGUACAUUUUUAUGAAAAUUGAUGCAUGUUUUAAGGGUUUGGAUUUUUUUAUUACGUUAUGGAACAAGCACUCAACCAUUUCAACGGUAUUCAGUGUCCUAUCCUUUUUUGUAUUUGAAAUGGUCUGUUUUAAUGUUAAUCAAAUUCUUCUUUUAUUGUAAACUGAAUAAGAUUAAAAGCCAUUGAAUAGCAGACACUAUGCUGAGCCAAAACAGUGUGUUCAUAUGGGUAAGUUGGCACAGAAAUACCCUUGUGUAUUGAACUUAUGUGUAUGCCUGUAGUUUGUACACAAACUAUAAGACAUACAGAAACUGCAGCUGAGUUAUGGUUGAAAAGUGGAGACAUGGCACAAAAAAGCCUCAUGAUUCCCACCUUCUUCCUGCUGCCAGGUCCUCUCAGUGGUGCUGUCCCAUGGCUCUCUCUACAUGUCAUGUAGACUGCAUUUUACAUGCGCUUAUACUCUCCAGCCACUUUAUUAGGUACACCUGUACAAUUGUUUGCAACACUUCCGCCUUAAUAUCUCUAUUCAU